Closterium sp. Yama58-4 is the source of this 999-nucleotide messenger RNA. NCBI's taxonomy places the organism in Eukaryota, Viridiplantae, Streptophyta, Zygnematophyceae, Desmidiales, Closteriaceae. The record is from the annotation of a GenBank genome assembly.
AUGCUGCCUUACCUGUUCCCUGAGCUGUCCACCUUUGCUACAGUCGCCGAUCUUAUCACCCACCUUCGCACUAGUGACGCUCGCCUGCGUGCCGCCCUUCCCACCGAGUUCUGCGCUAAGAACCCCCCUCCACUGUACUGGACACUCCACUUUAUAGUCACCCGUCUCCCUGACACCCUUAGCUCAGUGCGCGACUAUUUCCUUGCUCGCUGUCCCACUGAGCUCACUGUCGCCCUCCUAGAGGAGAAACUGCUAGCAGCCGAGAAGAGCAUUGUAGCUGUAGGUGCUGCUCGUGGCGCUCCUCGCACCCCCAUCUUUGAGGGGUGUUCUCCCUCUCCCCUCGCUCCCUCCUACGCUACUGCUGCUGCUGUUGACUUCCUUGGUGCUGAGUCUGCUGGCGCUGCUUCUGCUCCUGGAGGUGGGGGAGGUGGGGGGGGAGGCGGUGCUGGAGGGAGCGGUGGCGGGAGUGCUGGUGGGAGUGGGGUCGGCAGCGGAGGCGGGGGCGGCGGAGGGAGCGGUAGCGGUGGCGGUGGCGGCGGCGGCGGUGGCGGUGGCGGCGGCGGCGGUGGCGGUGGCGGCGGUGGCGGUCGGAGCGGAGGUAGUGGUGGCGGCGGAGGUCGGAGUGGAGGCACUGGCUCGGGCCAGAGCUCCCACCAGCAGCAGCGUCCCCAGACGACCCAGCAGCUUCGUGAGUGGCUUGCUCAGCGUGGGACGUCGGGGGGCAGUGGCCGCUGUUCCUAUGUCAUUCGCACAGGUGACCGCAAGGGACAGACGUGUGGGAGGUUCCACACCCCGUACCGCUGCUUCUCCCGCCUUGACGACGCUUGGCGUGAGGAGAUGGGCGAGGAUGUUGAGCGCCCCCGCUGGGCUGAGCUGAUGAGGGCUGGUGUUGAUAUCUUUGCUCUUGACUACGAUGCUAUUAUUGCUGCCAUGUAUGCAUUGACUGUUAGUGCCGAGGGAGACUGUUACUUGUGUGUGCGGCCUGACUGUAUGCAUUGA